Molecule: messenger RNA, 1274 nt
Organism: Plasmodium vivax (malaria parasite P. vivax)
Lineage: Eukaryota; Apicomplexa; Aconoidasida; Haemosporida; Plasmodiidae
Product: 20S proteasome beta 4 subunit, putative
Exons: 2
Coding region: 295-882 (195 amino acids)
Biological process (GO): proteasomal protein catabolic process
Cellular component (GO): nucleus; cytosol; proteasome core complex, beta-subunit complex
Molecular function (GO): peptidase activity
Source: RefSeq, a predicted model, not a curated record
CCCUUAAAUGUGAAGAAAUAAACUGGAGAGGCAUAACACUGUUUGUGCGGCUUCACCUUUUUGGCUAACUAUAUGUGUUACGUUAUGGUAUCGUAUGGUAUGGUAUGCUUUGCUGUGCUGUGUUUUUUUUUUUUCUUUUUUCCUCCACCAACUGCGCUUUAACCACUGAAAGGUUUUUUCCCCUCCGAUAUUCUAAUCGCCGACGAGAUUGCCAGGUUCCCAGUUUGCCUGCCAGGAUAACCCACCAGUGAAUCGCCAGCUCCCCCCUUGUUCCCCCCCGCCUGCCGCUCCCCCAUGGAUACGCUAAUCGGCCUGAAGGGCAAAAACUUCAUCAUCCUCGCGGUAGAUACGUACAGCGUCAACUCAAUUAUUAAGCUAAAAAAUGACGACAAAACCAAAUUUUACGACAUUAACGGAAACAAGUGCCUUCUCCUGGGGGGAUCCAUCGGGGAUAGAAUUCAGUUUGGUGAAUUCAUAAGGAAGAAUGUGCACCUGUACCAGUACCAGAACUCCACCGAUUUGUUCGUGAAAUCGUUUGCCUUUUUCACGCGCAAAAAUUUGGCCUACUAUUUGAGGAGAAACCCCUACGAGGUCAACUGCCUCAUCGCUGGAUAUGACAACAAGGACGGCUACCAACUCUACUGGUGCGACUACCUUAGCAACAUGGACGCGGUGAACAAAGGCGCGCACGGCUACGGUGCAUACCUGGUGAACGGUAUCCUAGAUAAGUACUACCAUGAAAAUAUGAAUUUGGAGGAGGCCCUGCUCAUUUUUAAAAAGUGCUUUGAAGAAUUGAAGAAGAGAUUCCUCCUCACGCAGAUAAAUUACGAGCUGCGAAUUAUGGCAGAUAACAAGAUAGAGGCUCAGUACGUGACCAUUUGAGGUGCCUCCCCGGUGGGCCAUUUCCGCGUUCCCCCGCGCUGCCCCAUUUUUUACGUGCCACGUGUGGGUACAUGUGUGUAAAUAUGUGUAAAUAUGUGUACAUAUGUAUGUUUACAUAUAUAUGUACGCGCGUACAUAGGUAGGCUUCUUUUUUGCGCCUCCCCCAGCAGCAUUCACACGCAUGUGGCAUGCCCCCUUAUGCGGAGCAAAUUUGCCACCACCCGUUUGCACACAUGCAAAGGGGGGUUACCCUAAAAAAGCGCACACUGAGUGCCUUCCUUUUUUCCUUUACUACAUUUUAAAUGUUGCCAAGUUUUGCACAAAUGGGAAACUUUUCACGAAGGAAUAUUUUCGAUCAGCUUAACUGAUCAUUAAGCGGAAUUUACUUUCAC